Drosophila ficusphila is the source of this 755-nucleotide messenger RNA. RefSeq lists its product as uncharacterized. The record is from RefSeq and is a predicted model, not a curated record. The coding region runs from base 123 to 557 and encodes 144 amino acids. The transcript is spliced from 2 exons. Lineage: Eukaryota; Metazoa; Arthropoda; Insecta; Diptera; Drosophilidae.
CUGGUCUCAAACGCAGAGCCACAUUCAGCCUGCCACUGCCAAGGAGAGCACUUCGCGUACCGGACUACCGAUUUGAAUAUUUUUUUAUUGUGAUUGAGAGUGAAACAAACAUCCCAAAAACCAUGCUGAAAUUUAUUCUUCCCUGCUUGGCCCUACUGGCUGUGAGUGGAGCUCUGAAGAUUCACGAUUACCACCAGGACCACGAAGAGUACGAGCACCACGAGCACCAUGAACAUCACGAGCCGGAACACGAGGAGACGGAGCUGCACCACGAGGUGGACCACAAGCACGCAACGUCGCACCAGAGUGUCAAGUUCCACCACUACCACGCCGUACCCGUCUACAUUAAGAAGGAGGACCAGCAUCUGGUGAAGAAGCCCAUCGAAAUCGGCGGCACCAAGCAGAAGCUUAAGAUCCUUCACCCAAAGAGCGAGCACAACCACAACCACGGGCUUGUGUUGGAGAACCACAGUGAGUCGCACGUCCACGAGCACGGACACUACGAGGAGCCAGUGCACCACUCGGAGCACUAUGAGCACUACUCUCACCACGAGUAGGAUUCGUAUUCGGAUUUGGAUUCGGAUAAGGACUCUGCACCCGAAUCGGGAAUGCCAAAUGAGCUAUAGAGUUUUUGUUAGCGUUAAAGACUUUUCUACAUAUGUUAAUUUUCUUUUAUUAAUAAAGCGUUCACAUAGAGUACGGUCCAAUUUAAGAAAUAUAUUAUUUUUUCUUAAAUAAAUGAAAGUUAUUUUAUA